GGCGAUUGCGAACAGGUAUAUAUACCUAAGCAUCAUACACACGGACCACCCAGAGCUUGCAAGCCUACUUACCUUUCUCCUCUCGUAAACACUCUACUUUCUCACUCUCAUAAAUUUCUCACCAUCAUAAAUUUCUCACCACCUAAGCCUUUCAACACAUCACAAUGGACGCUGCCAAGAACGCCGCCGCUUCUGCCGGAGCCUCGAUCCGAGAGGACGGAGCCAUCGGAUCACAAUUCCGAUCAGACGGUGCUAUCGGCUCGAUCGGUCAGUCGAUCGGAGGUCCUUUCGACAAGGAGGGUGCUAUCGGUAGCCAGUUCACCACUGACGGAGCUAUCGGAGGAACCGCCGAGAUCGUAGGAGAGAACAUUUCUGGCGCUGCCGGAUCGGCCACUUCGAACCCCCAAGGGUCCGAGGCUAACCGGGCCGACAGGUUGCCCACCGAGUAAAAGAACGUUCCCCUAAGAACAUUCGAGCUCGAACGUAACGGUUAUACGGGAUGUGGUGGGAUCGAUGGGAUUGCUGCGGAACAUGUGUACAAAGUCAAGUCAAAUCGAACCAAAUAUCAUCAAGUCAAUGAAUAAUGGA
Filobasidium floriforme is the source of this 588-nucleotide messenger RNA. RefSeq lists its product as uncharacterized. The transcript is spliced from 4 exons. The coding region runs from base 165 to 449 and encodes 94 amino acids. Lineage: Eukaryota; Fungi; Basidiomycota; Tremellomycetes; Filobasidiales; Filobasidiaceae. The record is from RefSeq and is a predicted model, not a curated record.